Molecule: messenger RNA, 904 nt
Organism: Thamnophis elegans (Western terrestrial garter snake)
Lineage: Eukaryota; Metazoa; Chordata; Lepidosauria; Squamata; Natricidae
Product: thrombospondin type-1 domain-containing protein 4-like
Exons: 7
Biological process (GO): extracellular matrix organization
Cellular component (GO): extracellular matrix
Molecular function (GO): metalloendopeptidase activity
Source: RefSeq, a predicted model, not a curated record
AUGGUAAAAGCCUCCCGCCAUCAAGCCACAAACCGCGGUUCCAUCAUGGCUUAUGCGAGGAGGCUGGAAAUGGCCUUCUUUGCUCUGAGAACACCACAGUGCGUCUUAUCUGUUGCGGAAUCUGUAGAGAAUGCCAGCCGUGCAGGCUCCAUAGGAAAUGAGGAGAUCAAAUGUUAUGAGUUAUAUACCAAGAAUAGUAUUGGCUGCGAUGACUACCUGGGUUCCGAUAAGGUGGUGGACAAAUGUGGAAUCUGUGGAGGGGACAACACAGCUUGCAGGGUGAUCUCGGGAAUCUUCAAGCACAGCCUAACCAAUCUUGGCUACCACAAAAUAGUAGAAAUUCCAGAAGGAGCCACCAAAAUCAACAUCACAGAGAUGUCCAAGAGCAACAAUUACUUGGCACUACGGAGUCGAUCAGGGCGUGCUAUUAUCAAUGGGAAUUGGGCAAUUGAUCGACCUGGGAGAUACGAAGGAGGAGGAACAAUGUUCGUCUACAAACGACCCAACGAGAUCUCAAGUACUGCUGGGGAAUCCUUUUUAGCAGACGGCCCAACCAAUGAAAUCUUGGAUGUCUAUAUGAUUCAUCAACAGCCCAAUCCAGGUAUACAUUAUGAGUACAUUAUUCCGGGUCCCAACACCAUCAGUUCCCAGGUGCCUCUUCAGAGACGGCCAGGGGAGCCAUUGAAUGGCCAACUGGAUGUGACAGAAACCAUGAAUUAUGAGGAGGAAGAUUUGCAUCAGGAGGCAAGCAGUCACCCGAGACAACCGGGGAUGAGUCAGCCUGGAAGGUUUCCUUCCCAAGUCCCAGACAAUCAAGUCCCCGUUGGUCAGCCUCCGCGACGCAGCCGGGAACAUAACUGGAAGCAAAUUGGAAUGACUGAAUGCAGCGCAACUUGUGGGAAAG